This is a messenger RNA of Lates calcarifer (barramundi perch), 6041 nucleotides long. RefSeq names its product translocase of outer mitochondrial membrane 34 (gene tomm34). Gene Ontology annotation, molecular function: heat shock protein binding. The coding region runs from base 283 to 1218 and encodes 311 amino acids. The transcript has 8 exons. NCBI's taxonomy places the organism in Eukaryota, Metazoa, Chordata, Actinopteri, Centropomidae. Gene Ontology annotation, cellular component: cytosol; mitochondrion. The record is from RefSeq and is a predicted model, not a curated record.
CCCCCCUCCCUCCCUCCCCAAGAAAGAGGCACACCGAGAAGUUACCAGAGACAGCCGGCAAGUUCCUUACCUCCCCCCUCCACAGUUACCCUACAUAAGCUGAGGAAACCGGCGUGGGUCUGAUCGAGCAGGAGAAAAUAAAGUCCACAGAGUAAUGUCAGUAUUAUCACCGGGUGCAGAUACUUUCAGGUGCCGGUAGUCUAUCAGACGUGUUGUGAAGAGGAGGACUUCCUUUGCUGUGUUGUUAUCUCAGAUCCGAGCAGCCGCUAAAAAUAAGAAGAGAUGCCUCAGAAACAGAAAUCCAAGUCCUGGACAGAGCUGAAACAAGCUGGAAAUGAAUGUUUCAAGACGGGCCAGUAUGGAGAGGCCACCAAUCUGUACAGCCAGGCGAUCAAAGAGCUGGAGAAGUCCAGUAAAAAGAAUCCAGAGGAUUUGGGCAUUUUGUACUCAAAUCGUGCAGCCAGCUAUUUGAAGGAUGGAAACUGUGGGGAAUGUGUCAAAGACUGCAACAUGUCCCUGGAAGUAUAUCCGUUCAAUGUGAAGUCUCUACUUCGUCGUGCUGCUGCGUAUGAAGCUCUGGAGCGAUACAGGCAGGCGUACGUCGACUACAAGACCGCCCUGCAGAUCGACUGCAACAUAGCAGCAGCUCACGACGGCACCAACAGGAUGACAAAGGCACUCACAGAAGCAGAUGGUCCCUCAUGGAGAGAAAAGCUUCCUCCUAUCCCCACCGUUCCUCUGUCUGUCAGAGAGAAACUGACCCAGCAAACUAACAUAGCCAACACUGCUAAACAAAACCCAGCACCGCAGCAGAACGGCACCACGCAAACAAAAAAAACUGCUCCCAGUGAUAAAGACAUAAAGAAAGGCCAUGCCCUGAAAGAAGAAGGCAACGCUCUGGUGAAGAAAGGAGAGCAUAAGAAGGCCAUAGAGAAGUACACCCAGAGCCUCAAACACAACCCCACUGAGGUCACAACCUACACCAACCGGGCGCUGUGUUACCUGUCAGUGAAGCAGUACAGAGACGCCAUCAGAGACUGUGACGAGGCUCUGAUGAUUGACAGCAGCAACAUCAAGGCUCUCUACAGGAGGGCUCAGGCUCACAAGGAACUCAAGGACAUUAAAGCCUGUGUGGACGACCUCAACAGCCUCCUCAAGGUGGAACCAAAGAACACGGCCGCCCUGAAGCUGCUGCAGGAGGUGCAGAAGAAGAAGUGAGGACACAUCAGGGGACUUUGGUGACGGCGGUAAGGAUCUGUCACUGCAACGAGUUCAGAGGAGAGAGGACAAAUCGUUACAGGUCGGGCGACGGAAAAGCAGCCAAGCAGUGACACGAUUCAGCCGCUUCAAGUCAAUCGCUGAGUGUGUGUUUCCCAAAAGCUCCUUCACCCUGAACAUGUUUUGGUCUGUUGACUCUCUCUAGAACAAAUAUGAGCUCGGUGUUGAGAUGCUUCUGGAAAAUGCAAGCUCUGGUCAGUGGUUGGAGCUGAGGGUUGUAUCGGGAAGAAGAGGCGCCACCAUUUUCAGCCUUGGGAAUGUUUGUAUUGUACCAGUUUUAGUUUGAAAGCUGAAGUUAUUGACACACACAUCGUAAUUCUAACUAAAGAUAAACCUUUACCAUCAUCAUUUGUAACAGUGAAGUUGAGCAAGUGAACGGCCGUCAUGCGGCGCUCCUGCUGGUCGUCAGAACUUCUCGUGGUGUGUAUAUAUAUAUAUAUAUAUAUGUAUAUAUAUAUAUAUAUAUAUAUAUAUAUAUAUAUAUGAUAUAAAAUCAAUCAAUCAAAAAAAGCUCAUCCUGAAUACUAAGUUUUGUCAGUUUUGUCCGACAAUCAGUCCAAAACCGAAAGACGUUAAUCUUUUUAUCUCAAGCAACAGAAUUAAGUAGGAAAACCUUCCAUUUGAAAACCUGGAGCUAAGGAGUGUUUGGAGAUUUUUGCUUAAAAAAUGACAUAAACAAUAAACUAAUGAUCAAAAUAGAAGCAGAUAAUAUUAGAAAUGUAAAGUUUUAUCUGUAUUGAAGCCCAGAGGUACAUCAAGCAACACUAGUUGAUCGUAAAGGUUUAGUCUGUAUUUAAUGCCACAUAAUGUUCUACACUCAGGUAGUUUAAAUAUUUAUCCUAUAUUUGGUUUUCUGAGGCUUUGAGUACGUGUGAUUGUUUGUCUUUCUCAGUGGAGUGAUGCUCAUGCUGCAUUCAUGUCGCACCUCUGAAUUAUUAAUCAGCAAGUCGCAUGUAUCGGCUUAAAAAAUCUAAAUGAUCCCAUUCUAUAAGUUUAAUUGGUAAUUACGACAACUCUGGUAUGACAUGAACACAGCAUCAGUCUUGAGUGAGUUGCCCAGUUUAGUUUGUACGUUGGUUUUUCAUCAAACACAACAGCGCCGUCCUCAAACCCAGAGUGUGUUUCAUACAACAGGAAGUGUUCUCGUACUGCGUUUCUUGCCUCACAAACGUAUCACUCUGCUGAGUUAUUUUUGUUUGUUUACCACCAUUAGGAUCAAAAUAUCAGUUUGUUCCCUUUGUGUUUGGAACAUGUGAACCAAGUAAUGUUAUCCUCAAACGGGUCCUCAUAUAUUACGUACUGUCUCACUCUUAUUUCGUUGUAUUAUUGUGACAACCUCUCAUUGAUCCAUUUGUAGCUUGGCAGUCUCCAUCUUGCCCAAAGUGCCUGUCCACAUCCUUCACUGCUGCUCUGGAUUAGUCUCUGCAAAAUAGCUGAAAAUAUAAAACAUCAGUUUCUGUUCUAAAAACAAACAAAAAAAAAUAUCACACCUCAUGAUUACAUGUAUCAUGCAGGGAAUGUUUGUGAAACAAAUCUAUGCUUAUUCAUGUUUGCACAGGUAGAGCCAAGAAGCUGCACAGUGUGACCACAGUGUGACCACAGCCUGACACUCCUGGCAUCUGAGAUUAUUUGUUUUAUCUCACUUUUAUCACAUUUCUGCUGUUUUCCUAAUUUGUUUAUAUUGGUUUUGUCAACCUGCUUCUGUUUUAACUGCAAAUAAAGUGAAGAAAUAAAAAAGAGAUUUACAGUGUGCUCUCUCUGUCUUUACAGAAACAGUUGCCUACUGGUGAACUGGAUGAGAAAAUCGGUACAGUUUAGUUUAAUAUGACGCUACAGCAGCUGCUUAGCUUAGCUUAGCGUAAAUACUGGAAACACUGGGAAACAGCUAGCCUGGCUCUGUCCGAAGGUAACCUCUAAAGCUCACUCAUUAACUGCUUAUAUCCUGUUUAAGUGUAAAGAUAUUAUUCACUGUUUCACUGGGGGAAUUUGUACCAGACUAUUUCUUACAUUAACCCCUUUAAGCAGAAGACAAUACUUUCUCACGAGAGUGUUGAGGUGCUGGUAGGUGUAUUUUGUUUCCUUAGCUGUUUUCUUAGCUGCCUAAGUCUUUAUACUAACCUAAGAUAAGCUAAGCUAACCAGCUGCUAGUGUGUCAUGUGACCUUUUUGGGCCAAUCAAUUGAUUUAAUUAGCUCAAGAAGAAUAAUAACCCUGAGAUUUACUAUAGAUUUGGAGAAUUGUUACCAGUACAUUUUACAUAAAAUGUAAUAAAAAAAAAUAAAUAAUACAAAAUACAAACUUUUAGACCUGAUAACAGUAAAGGAGUUCUUAAGGUAUAAAAGCAGUACAGUAGUAAAGAUGCAGCAUCUUCUUUUAAGGACAUUUCUGCAUGUCUGUGGUUUGCCUGAACUACUGUUCCUGGGACUGCAGAUUUCUGAACUUUUUUUGGAAAGGUUGACAUCUUUUGUCAUCUGCUGUCAAAAUGAGAAAAACCUUCACUGCCUCUGGAGCUGCACAUGCACACAGCCUAAAAUCGAAAGUGCAACUAAGAAAGUGAGAUAAGUGAUGUUUGUGUUGGCAGCGCACUCAGACAUGACUCUCUUUCCCAGAUCCGGUCCGGUUUAAUUUUUAAGGGGAAACUACUUAAAGACGAGACUUCCAGGGCACAGUUCAGUCUUCAGACAGAAGCACAGCUGAGAAGUUGUGUUUGUGUCAAUGUUAAAAAUCUAGUUAGUUCAGUAUUUAACACUGAACAACUACAAGAAAGGCAGCUAAAUAAUUUGUAUUUAAACACUAAUUCUGACACUGGAACUGAAUUAUUAUUAGACAUAUCUGAUCUUCUCACCUCUCAUCUUUUGUCACAUUUUGUUUUUAAUCAAUAAACCAAUUUUUAUACUUUGCCAGAGUAAAACUUUGUUGUGAUAUUCUGCCUUUUUCAUUUUUGCUAAAAUUUUUGUUUUGCAUAAAUAAGAAAUUCACAUAAAUACAGGCAGUGAGCUUGAGAGAGAUGUUCAAACCUCGUGACUGUCGCUUUAGGAAAGUUUUAGAAAUUGUUUUCUGCAGAAACACCAGUUCACCUGUAUCUGACCCACGUCUGACCCUAGUUAUGAAGCAGGAUCGACUGAUGGACAUUCAUCUGUUUCAGUCGACCACCAAGCUGCCACUGUGUUGUGGAGCACUAUGGUCCUUCUCGUAUGCCCUUUUCAUUCUGAUGUUUAGUCCUCUGUAAAAACCAAAUGAGAAUAAAAAUUUGCAUCUUGCUGUAUUUGCAUAACAGUCUUGAAACCAGACCCCACAGCCCUCUGUUAUCCCAUUUAAUAUUUGCAUUUUUUUCCCCCAAAAGUCGCAGCUUACUCACACCGAACUACACAGCUAUAUCCUCAGUGAAUUUCAACCAACUCUCUCAACACCACAGAUGUGUCAUGCCAGUGCUUUAAACUUCAAUAUUUGUAGCCUCAUUGUCCAAACUUCCCAGAUAAUCCUGCGAACAUGCAUCUUCAGUCAGAAAAGUCAAAAAAAAACAAAAAAAAAAACAUGCGGCAUUAACAGGCUAGUGGUGAUAAUAAACAGAACAGGGCUGAUUCAGAACUGAUAAAACCUUUAUUUCACUUUAAAUUGUCUUUUACAUUUUGUCCUGUUUAUAACAUGUAAGGUGAAACUAGAGUUGGAAUUUUUUUAAAAGACAUACACAAAUCUAGUAUUACGUCAAUAACCAGGGUGGGGGAGUGGGAGGUGUUGAGGGGUUUUCUUUUUUGUCAUUUUCUCAUUUUUAUUGGUGUCCUUAAGCUAAGUCUAAAUUUUCACAACCACGUGCGCGCUAAGCAAUAAAACCGUCACAGAAGCAAACUUUUUUUUUUGUUGUUUUUUUUUGGGGUUAUUUUUUUUUUCCUUUUUAUUUUAAGCUGAAUACUGGUCAGUAAAAAGAAAAUGAUUUGAGAUACCAGAUAUACAGACAGGCUCGGUGCCACAUUCACUACUGCAUGGGAUAAUUUUUUCCUUAUAAAGCGUAGAAUAACUGCCUUUUUGUUCAGCUAACGAGAAAAAGAGCGGCAGGGAGGAAUAAUUUUUUUUCAACCUUUUAAACGUCAGUGCAUGAAAACAUUUGUCCCCAGCAAAAGAAAAAAAAAACAUUGAGACACAUGACUUUUCUACACCUACAGAGUGGAAUGUUGAGAUGGUUAAUGACAAGGUUAUUGUGACACUGAGUGGAGGAGAAAGAAUUUACUUGACUAUUUCUACUUUUGAGGAAGGAAAGAGGCUUCUGACGGAGUUGUCAGGUUUGCAUUCUGGUCAGCUGACACCUGCCAAUAUUCCUCAAAGUUUGGGACUAAAGACAACUCUAGCUUGGGAUUUGCAUUGCUUUUAAACACGUACAGUAUCUUGCUAUUGGCAGGGUGCAGUUGUUUUAAACAGGAGAAACCACAUGGGGCCUAAUUUUGUUGCAGAUUACAAUGAUUACGAUUCUAAAGAUCGUAAAAGACCAGAUCUGGAAAAAUAAGCCAGAAAAUGUACCGUUAGCUGCUGAUUGUUUUCUCUUUUCCUAAAGGUAAUCUGAAGGUUGCCUUCGACAUGUACGCAUGUUUACUGAAACUCCAGCCUGAAGAUAAAAACCGCAAUCCGAACUACAGGUUCCACAAACAGGUGAUUGGCUGAUCGGCUGCUGGGAGGUUUGGCUCCUUCAACGCACGUACCUGUUGUGGACUUGAACAGCUCCAGAGGUGACACUUAAAAUCACUGCUUCCUUUUUUUUUUUUUUUUUUUUUU